AUGUUCAAAUUUCUUCUUAGGCCCUCGUUAUUGUUUUCCAAAAGAACAACCAAACUUAAGAAUUUGAUAUAAUCAAAAGAUUUAGAGUUUAUAAUGGAAGCUCAUAAUGGACUUUCAGCUCUUAUUGUAUAAGAAGCCGGUUUUAAAGGCAUAUGGGCUUCUGGAUUAUCAAUGUCAGCUGGACUGGGAGUUAGAGAUUGUAAUGAAGCUUCGUGGACUUAAUUGUUGGAAGUAUUAGAGUUCAUGGCUGAAAGAACUACUAUUCCAAUAUUAAUGGAUGGAGAUACCGGCUUUGGAAAUUACAAUAAUGCAAGAAGAUUAGUGAGAAAAUUGGAAGAGAGAGGAAUUGCUGGAGUUUGUUUUGAAGAUAAGAUCUUCCCUAAAAGAAACUCUUUAGGAGAUGGGGCCUAAGAAUUGGCAAACAUUUAGGAAUUUUCGAAUAAGAUCAAGGCAUGCAAGGACUUUUAGAGAGAUAAAGACUUUUAAAUAGUGGCUAGAUGUGAAUCCUUUAUUGCUGGAUGGGGAUUAGAAAACGCAUUGGAGAGAUGUGAAGCUUAUAGAAAGGCAGGAGUGGAUGCCGUGUUGAUUCACAGUAAGUAAAGUGAUUUCACAGAAAUUGAGUCAUUUGUUAAGGUAUGGAAUAAUAGAUUACCAGUUGUAAUAGUUCCUACUAAUUAUUACAAAACUCCAACAGAGGAGUUUAGAAAACAUAAUAUAAGUUUAGCAAUUUGGGCGAAUCAUAAUUUAAGAGCAAGUCUUAAAGCGAUGCAAGACACAAGUAAACAAAUAUUUGAAAGAUAAAAUUUAAUCGGAUUAGAUAACAUAGCCAGUGUUAAAGAAGUUUUUAGAUUGUAGAAUGAAGAAGGAUUAGAAAAGGAUGACAAGAAAUACUUAUGAAUAGUAAUUUACAUAAAUGUUC
This is a messenger RNA of Paramecium tetraurelia, 919 nucleotides long. RefSeq lists its product as uncharacterized. NCBI's taxonomy places the organism in Eukaryota, Ciliophora, Oligohymenophorea, Peniculida, Parameciidae. Gene Ontology annotation, molecular function: phosphoenolpyruvate mutase activity. The transcript has 3 exons. The record is from RefSeq and is a predicted model, not a curated record.